UCUUUAUUAAUAUCCAAGGAUUAUGCUCUGGGAAAUGUCUGCAUCACACAUUGAGGAGUCCCAAGAUGUCACAUCUCAGGAUCUUGAUGAAAAGUUGGAUCUGCUUAGUUUACAGUGUCUCUUCCUAAUGAAUCAAGUGAUAAGCAUGAAAGUUGACAUUGAAAGACGAAUGAAAGAAGGUACUGGAAUGCUUGCAAAGGCUCGCUAUGUAAUGGGAGGUAGUUCUGUGAGCACUCUUCAGAUCCCAAGUGAAGAAGCAGGUAUGACAGCAAGUACUCUGUCAUCAUUCGAGGAGUCAGAAAGGAUGAUAGGUAAAUCCUUGAGGCUUAAAUAUUACAACUUCAGAGUGUUUCCUUCGGCCAAGGUGAAAGAUGACACUGAAGAUGAAGUCAAGGAUGGCAUUGAACAGAAGCUUUCCAACUUGCAGUUGGAUCCAAGGCAGAGCCAGGCAAGCAACCCUCUGAGAUGGUUUGGUGUGCUUGUCCCCAACAGCCUACGAGAGGCACAGAAGAUAUUUGGGGGAGUACUCUUACUAUGUGCUGAGUGCAGCAGCAUUGAAAGUGAACUUGAAGCUGUGAUUAGAGAAAUUGAUAUAUUGAACCAAGUGAAGAGCAAUAGACAGCAAAAGUGAACAAGGCAUUGCAAUUUGUUUAUUGUAAUUUGACAUCAGUGUCAUUUCAAGUAAUGGGUAGGUCUCUGAUCAACUAUGGAUUAGGUGAAGUAGAUGGCCCUCAUUAGGCCUCUGUUUUAUUCUUCAUCACCAUUAUUCGUACUGUAACCUCAUCCAUAUUCUAGUCUCAUUCCCUGGAUUCAGAUUAUGAUCCAAUAAUUAUUUGAACUUGGACAGAGAUAACAUUCAAAUGUCAAGAGACAAAAUGUAAAAAAACUGAUGGGAUAAAGUGACCUGUUUUGAACAUGUGCAGC
Molecule: messenger RNA, 924 nt
Organism: Darwinula stevensoni
Lineage: Eukaryota; Metazoa; Arthropoda; Ostracoda; Podocopida; Darwinulidae
Source: the annotation of a GenBank genome assembly